GUUCUCUACCGACUUCCACAACUUCUGACUAAGUAACGCAUCCGGCUUCGUUCUUCUCUACCAAUGCCAGCCAUAAGGACUUCUGUCAAUUUUAUUCCUUCGUCUAUCCUCAAUUCUGGUCCAUCACUCGCUACAGGCAAAGUGGCGAAAAGCUGGACCCAGCCAUGCGAUACUUUCUACCCCAUUGAACCUACUGAAAGAGCUUUGUAUCGCACCAAUGAUGGCAAGAAAGUCACGCCAUACCAAUGGGAUGUCUAUGAUUUUACGCGAAAAAUCCCUUGCGGCAACGUAACCACGUACAAGACUGUCAGUUCAGCAAUUGGAGGGUCACCACGUUCAGUCGGCGGAGCCCUCAGAAAUAACCCAUUUGCACCAUACGUCCCUUGCCACCGGGUAAUUGCUAACAACCUCUUUGUCGGUGGCUUUUGUGGCGAAUGGGGACGGGAUGCUAAAACAGGCACGCAAUUCAACCGUAAAUUGAAGUUGCUCGAAGAAGAAGGUUUGUUGUUCACACAAGACGGGUACCUCAAUGAUAAAGACGGGAAGGCUAUUUGGCAGCCUGGUGCCCAGUAAGUAGUACUAGCAGUACUUCGGCGGACCUUGUAAUUUAUAGGCCUAGCGGGUCGGAGCAUCUAAACUAUCCAAAGAAAUUCAUUAUGUACCUAGUUUUAUUGACUCGAUCACAACAUG
Guyanagaster necrorhizus is the source of this 690-nucleotide messenger RNA. RefSeq names its product DNA binding methylated-DNA--cysteine S-methyltransferase. The record is from RefSeq and is a predicted model, not a curated record. Gene Ontology annotation, molecular function: methylated-DNA-[protein]-cysteine S-methyltransferase activity. The transcript has 4 exons. Gene Ontology annotation, biological process: DNA repair. The coding region runs from base 64 to 573 and encodes 169 amino acids. Lineage: Eukaryota; Fungi; Basidiomycota; Agaricomycetes; Agaricales; Physalacriaceae.